Diabrotica balteata is the source of this 4473-nucleotide messenger RNA. Lineage: Eukaryota; Metazoa; Arthropoda; Insecta; Coleoptera; Chrysomelidae. The record is from the annotation of a GenBank genome assembly.
CAAACAUUUAUCGUACAUCAACAACUAACGUAACGAUAAAAAAUAUAAAACUGAAAGUAUUUUCACUACGUCAUAGUAAGUUAGUUACAGUUUCAGCACAGAUACUUGAAUAUCAUUGUUUUAUUAUCUCUUUCGCGUUUUUAACAAAGAUACCUACGAACGCGAAACACUCGCGUGAUAAUUUCCGCUAAAAAUAAUUAAAAACUUUGUUUCUAGUUUAACAAAUGACUUUGAACUUGUAAGUGAUCUGUGGAAAGAGUAGUGUUACGAAAGAGUGGUCAGCUGUUUACCUACUUAUUUUAUGUUAAAAUACAAAAGAGAUAAUGGAGGAAGUUAAGAAACAUCGAAUAGAAAAGAAACCACAUCCAUUGAAGAGAAUUAAUUUAUUUUCACAAAUAUUUUUCUGUUGGUUACCCGGAUUUCUCUCUAAAGGAUUGAAGAAAGAUUUAGACGAAAAUGAUAUGUACCAAACUCGACAUUCCCAACAAUCCAGAUAUUUAGCAGAUCAAUUAGUAGUAGCAUGGAAAAAUGAACUUAAAAAAUCAAAGCCAUCUUUUUUAUGGGCCCUUCUUGUAGUAUUUAGGCUAGAACUAUUUUAUUAUGCCUUUUUUAAUAUUUUUUCAGAUAUUAUAAAAAUUGCACAACCAAUGUUGAUCUCCAGAUUAGUGUCAUAUUUCCAACCUGGUGCCACUACAAACAAAACAGAAAUUUACAUCAACGCAUUUUUAAUAGUCAUAGCAAGUCUUAUCCAAGUCACGUCCGUCCACAACUACCAGAUGUUAGUCAUGUCCUUGGGGAUGAAAGUUCGAGUUGCGUCAUGUGCGUUGAUCUAUAGAAAAGCUUUAAAAUUAAGUAAAACAGCAUUAGCGGAAACGACAAUUGGACAAAUGGUAAAUUUGUUAUCUAAUGACGUGGGAAGGUUUGACUUUUCAGCUCAACACAUCCACAACGUAUGGUUAGCACCUUGUGAAACGAUUAUUGUUAUGAUUUUGCUAUAUUUUUAUGUUGGACCAACCGGAUUGAUUGGAUGCGUUUUUCUACUAAGCUUUAUACCGUUUCAAAUGUAUAUGGCCAAAUUAACCUCACAAUAUAGGCUUAAAACCGCCAUCCGAACAGAUGAGAGAGUAAGACUGAUGAAUGAAAUUAUUAACGGAAUACAAGUGAUAAAAAUGUACACGUGGGAAAAACCAUUCGCAAAAUUAGUGGAAAUGGUUAGAAAGAGAGAAAUUACCGAAAUAGGACACACAUCCAAUAUUCGAGCCAUUAUGAUGUCGUUCAAUCUUACAAUGAGUCGAUCAGCUGUCUUUCUUUGUGUGAUGACAUACGUCCUUACAGGCAACACUUUGACAGCUUCUUACGCAUUUACGGUAACAUCCUUUUAUGCAUUCCUAAGAGUAUCUGUAACCCAACAAUUUCCCCAAGCCAUUACGCAGUUUGCCGAAACAAAGGUAUCGAUAUCUAGGAUACAAAAGUUUUUAAUGUACAAUGAAUUGGACAGAAGAACUGAUUCAGAAAAAAACGGAACGAAUGGUAUUACUGAAAAGGUAUCAGAUAAAACAGAGAAGCCAGAAGUAGGUGUUAAAAUUAAAAACGCGUCUGUUAAAUGGAUCAAAUCUCAACCAGAAAAUACUUUAGAGGAGGUAACAUUCGAGGCCAAAUCAAAUCAGUUAAUAGCUGUGGUGGGAACAGUGGGCGGAGGAAAAUCUACAUUACUACACGUCAUUCUUAAAGAAUUAGAUCCUAUAGAUGGUAGUGUUGAAGUCAACGGUUCGGUAUCUUAUGCAUCUCAAGAGCCUUGGAUAUUUGGUGGUAGCAUAAGACAGAACAUUAUUUUUGGCCAGAAGUACGACGAAAUUAAGUACGAAGAAGUUUUAAGAGUUUGCUCUCUGGAAAAAGAUCUUGCGCUAUUUCCUCACGCAGAUAGGACUUUAGUAGGGGAAAGAGGAGCCAUGUUGAGUGGAGGACAAAGGGCCAGGAUUAACUUAGCACGAGCUAUUUAUAAAGAAUCUGAUAUUUAUUUGCUGGACGAUCCUCUUUCUGCAGUAGAUACUCACGUAGGCAAACAGUUGUAUACAAAUUGCAUAACUGGAUAUUUGAAACAUAAAUGUGUUAUUUUAGUGACGCAUCAGCUUCAGUAUCUUCGUACUGCUAACUGCAUUUAUUUAUUCGAAGAAGGGAAAAUUCGAGCCUCAGGAACAUACCAGGCUUUAAAGAAUUCAGACAGUGCCUUUACUAAACUUCUAGCUUCUUCAAAAGACGAAGAGAAAAAAGAUUGUGCACGUAGAAUUUCUAAGGCAGAAUCAGUAGAAUCCGAAGCUAGCGAAGCUGAACAUGAAGCUAUAGAACAAAAAAGAGAGGAAAGGGCUACUGGUACAGUAUCGAAAAGGGUUUACACAAAUUAUAUGAAUGCUGGUGGUUACUGGUUAAAAUCUGUGGUGCUGUUAUGUACUUUCGUAGCUGCUCAAGUAUUUGGAAGUUUGACUGAUAUAUUCUUAACAACCUGGGUCAACGUUGAACAGUGGCGGGUAGACAACAAAAACAAUGGAGUCCUUACUAAUCAAACUCUUAAUGAAUCUUUAGCAAAUGCUACAUACCCUUCAACUGAAAAUAAACCUCCAUUUUGGAGCACAGUGUUAACGGAAGACAACACCUUAGCAAUAUAUAGUUGUUUAGUAAUACUUACCAUCGUACUAGCAGUUACGAGAUCGAUAUCGUUCUUUAAAUUUUGUUUGAGAGCUUCUACCAAUUUACACAAUUCUAUGUUUGGCAAAAUUAUUUUCUCUCCGAUGUUAUUCUUUAAUACGAAUCCAUCUGGAAGGAUUUUAAAUAGAUUUUCGAAAGAUAUUGGAGCAUUGGAUGAGUCGUUGCCUAACUGUUUGGUAGAUACAAUUGGAAUUGGUCUGAUUGUUACUGGUACAACUUUAGUUAUUGCAUCAGUCAAUCCAUGGGUUCUUCUACCCACAGGCAUAAUAGUAGUAAUUUUCUACUUCAUUAGGCAAGCAUUUUUGGCAUCCAGCAGAGACAUUAAAAGAGUAGAAGCUGUAACUCGCAGUCCAAUCUUUACGCAUUUAUCGGCAUCUUUGCAAGGACUAACAACUAUAAGAGCUUUUAGAGCUGAAGAAAUUCUUACUAAAGAAUUCGAUCACUUUCAAGAUGCUUACACUGCAGCAUACUAUAUGUUUUUGACUGCUAAUCGUGGAUUUGGAUUUUGGUUAGAUCUUCACUGUGUUAUGUUUAUAGGAAUGGUGGUCGUAAGCAUAUUGUUUAUACAGAAAGAAACUUUUGGUGGAAAUGUUGGCUUAUCACUGACUCAAGCAAUAACACUUUCUGGAAUGUUCCAAUGGGGUAUGCGUCAAUGGAGUGAACUCGAAAAUCAAAUGACAUCAGUAGAGAGAGUGCAAGAAUAUGCAGAUCUACCAAAAGAAAAAGACGAGAUUAAAAAGGAACCACCACCUAACUGGCCAAGCUUAGGACAUAUGAAGUUUGAGAACAUGUCCUUGAGAUAUUCUGAGGAUAGUCCAUACGUAUUGAAAAAUCUCAACUUCGAAAUCAAACCUAAACAGAAGAUUGGUAUAGUUGGUAGGACUGGUGCUGGUAAAUCUUCUUUGAUACAAGCGGUAUUUAGGUUGGCUCAAAAUGAUGGUCAUAUAUUUAUAGAUGGUAUAGAUAGUAAGAGCGUAGAAUUGAGAUUACUUAGAUCCAAAAUAUCAAUCAUACCUCAAGAACCAGUAUUGUUUUCAGGAACGCUAAGGAAAAAUUUAGAUCCGUUCGAUGAGCACAAAGAUGAAGUUCUGUGGGAUGCUUUGGAAGAAGUAGAACUAAAACACGCUGUUGAUGAAUUACCUGCAGGUCUGGACAGCAAAAUGGCCGAAGGUGGUUCAAACUUCAGUGUCGGUCAAAGGCAGCUGGUCUGCUUAGCUAGAGCGAUAAUCAGAAGAAACAAGAUUCUAGUGCUCGAUGAAGCAACUGCUAACGUAGACCCAAUGACUGAUUCCAUUAUUCAAACUACUAUAAGACUGAAAUUUUCUGAAUGUACUGUGUUAACGAUAGCCCACAGAUUGCACACAAUUAUGGAUUCGGAUAAAGUCUUAGUUAUGGACGCUGGAGAAGCCGUUGAAUUCGAUCAUCCACAUAAGUUGCUUAAAAAGAAAGGAGUAUUCUAUGGAUUAGUUCGACAAACUGGAACCACUAUGGCAGAGAACUUACAAGCGAUAGCAGAAGAAAGUUUUUAUAAACAAACUAAAGAUAGUUAGUAUUUCAAGAUGUUCCUGUGAUUAUUAGCUAAUUUAAAAACUUUUAUAAGAACAUAACAACAGUUGUUUUCUGACGAAUAAACACUUAUUGAUAGUAAGUUUGUUUCGUCGGUUUUGGCAGCAUUUAAAAUUGUACUUAACGUUUUUACUUAAUUUGUACAAAGUGCUGUAAUGAGACAAUAAAUUGUAUAAAAUAUUAAAUAUAUAUAUAUAUAUUUUA